Anopheles marshallii is the source of this 1377-nucleotide messenger RNA. It is a transcript of the gene trc, whose product is annotated as serine/threonine-protein kinase tricornered. The record is from RefSeq and is a predicted model, not a curated record. The transcript has 4 exons. NCBI's taxonomy places the organism in Eukaryota, Metazoa, Arthropoda, Insecta, Diptera, Culicidae. Gene Ontology annotation, biological process: intracellular signal transduction; peptidyl-serine phosphorylation. Gene Ontology annotation, molecular function: protein serine/threonine kinase activity; ATP binding. Bases 1 to 1377 code for a protein of 458 amino acids.
AUGACGGCGACUGAUAACACGGUUCGCUUCAGCGAUCACACGCUCGAUAAGGCAACGAAGGCGAAGGUGACACUGGAGAACUACUACAGCAAUCUGAUCACACAGCACGGCGAGCGGAAACAGCGCCAGGCGAAGCUGGAAGCAUCACUAAAGGAUGAAACGCUGUCCGAGUCCCAGCGACAAGAGAAGCGAAUGCAGCACGCCCAGAAGGAGACGGAAUUUUUGCGCCUUAAACGGUCCCGGCUAGGGGUGGAAGAUUUCGAGGCGCUCAAGGUGAUCGGACGGGGCGCAUUCGGCGAAGUGCGCCUCGUGCAGAAAAAAGACACCGGGCACGUGUACGCGAUGAAGGUCCUGCGCAAAGCGGACAUGCUCGAGAAGGAACAGGUGGCCCAUGUACGGGCAGAACGGGAUGUACUGGUGGAGGCUGACCAUCAGUGGGUGGUGAAGAUGUACUACAGUUUUCAGGAUUCGGUAAAUUUGUAUCUCAUCAUGGAGUUCCUGCCGGGUGGCGAUAUGAUGACGCUGCUGAUGAAAAAGGACACCCUAUCGGAGGAGUGUACACAGUUCUACAUCGUCGAGACGGCACUGGCGAUCGAUUCGAUCCAUCGGCUCGGUUUCAUACAUCGCGACAUUAAGCCGGACAAUCUACUACUGGAUGCGCGCGGCCAUUUAAAGCUAUCCGAUUUUGGUCUCUGCACCGGGUUGAAGAAGUCGCACCGUACCGAUUUCUACCGUGAUUUAUCGCAGGCAAAACCGUCCGAUUUCAUCGGCACCUGUGCGAGCCCGAUGGAUUCGAAGCGACGGGCCGAAAGCUGGAAGCGGAAUCGGCGAGCACUUGCGUACAGUACCGUCGGCACACCGGACUACAUUGCGCCGGAGGUGUUUCUUCAGACGGGGUACGGGCCGGCCUGUGACUGGUGGUCGCUCGGUGUGAUCAUGUACGAGAUGCUGAUGGGCUACCCACCAUUCUGCUCGGACAACCCGCAGGACACGUACCGGAAGGUAAUGAACUGGCGGGAAACACUCAUCUUUCCGCCGGAGACGCCCAUCUCGGAGGAAGCCCGUGAUACGAUAGUGAAAUUUUGCUGUGAAGCCGAACGACGACUCGGUUCGCAGCGAGGAAUUGAGGAUCUGAAGCUAGUGCAAUUUUUCCGUGGUGUCGAUUGGGAGCACAUACGAGAGCGACCAGCGGCCAUCCCUGUGGAAGUGCGCUCGAUUGACGAUACAUCGAACUUUGACGAAUUUCCGGACGUAGCACUAGAGAUACCCGCCCACCCGCAACCGGAAGGGGAAGUGCUCAAGGAUUGGGUGUUCAUCAACUACACCUUUAGACGGUUCGAAAGCCUUACACAGCGCGGUACACCGACGAAAAAGUGA